Homarus americanus (American lobster) is the source of this 9566-nucleotide messenger RNA. RefSeq lists its product as uncharacterized. The coding region runs from base 140 to 7447 and encodes 2435 amino acids. Gene Ontology annotation, cellular component: nucleus. Lineage: Eukaryota; Metazoa; Arthropoda; Malacostraca; Decapoda; Nephropidae. Gene Ontology annotation, biological process: DNA replication; mitotic G2 DNA damage checkpoint signaling; response to ionizing radiation. Gene Ontology annotation, molecular function: chromatin binding. The record is from RefSeq and is a predicted model, not a curated record. The transcript is spliced from 14 exons.
UAAAUUUAUCAGUGGUUGGUACAGAUGGUGCAGGUACAGAGUGUCGUAUGCCUUGCCGCGGAGACAGUUCAGAGGAAGAUGUUCACUAGACGCCAGACAUUUAAAUAGCUAAAAUCAAGCGUUUUAUUACACUUUUGGCAUGUUUUCCUCUGUUCAAGUGGUACUUUUGUUUGAUGUGAAUAGUUUUGCUGAAACCUGCAAGAAUGAAAGUGAACUGGAACAGAAUGUAGCCAAAUUGAAAUUAGGAUCUUUGAAAUUGUUGACAGAAUUUGGCGCGCAAACCGAGAAGGGACUUGAAGUUGUUAGAUGGGCCUGUAAAUAUUAUGACUCUCUUAACUUCAAACCUGAUACGAGCAGGAAAGAUUUUAUUGAUUUUAACAAAAAGUCCUUCGAAGAUUUUGAAAAUGAUCUUACUGAUAGAUAUUGUAAAGCAUUUGACAGAAAAGAAACUGGUAGUGAACCUAGUGCAGCCAGCCACCAUACGUCAGACUCGUACAGACCUCACUGUUACAUCCUCAAAAAGUGUCUCCAGGAAGUGUUGCUUGACUAUAAUUGGGAUACACCAGACAUCACUUCCCCUGUCAAGACAACUCGGCGUAAAGUUAAGGCAGGCCACAACAAGCUUAUCCCUGAGGAUGUCGGCCUUUACAAUACUGUCAUUGUAUGGACCAAUGUUCCUAAUAAUUUGAAUGAUGCUAAGGAAUUUUGUGGUUGUAAAGGAAUAGAGGCAAGUGAUUUGCAUAUUACUGGUGAUGACUUUAUGGCAAGCAUUGUUGAUCCUUCUAUGGUAAAAAGUUUUCAAGAGGAUAAACGAAUCUGCCUCAAUUUUGUAAAUUUGCGUGAUUGCCUGUUGUCAAACGGAGAUGUCAUUGAUGCUCAAGUUACAAGUGCCAUCCAAGGUGGUUUAGCUAAGCUAAGUGGGGGGCUGCAUCCAAUAUGUAAUAUUGUUCAGACUGUCGUCUCAAAAAUUGCCAAAGAUGAGGAAAUUUCUGCCCCAAGUUGUGUGUUUCCUCCUCCUGCAGCAUACAUUGCAGGACUCGGUGUACAAGUUUCAUGGUGGAAGAAGGCAAAAAGUGGGCGACCACGAAGGCCGCAGCCUGGCCCAGCCUUAAUAUGGGAGGACUCUGAUGGCAUAUCUUACUUGAAGGCUCAACUGGAAGUUUUAGCUGUUCAUGGAAGUUGUUCACGAGAAUGGGGCAAUGCUGUGGUGGUGGGUGUAGUCCGCAGCAGUGCUGUGAGCAUAUUAGCUAUAGCUGGGGGCAUGGGCCACUUGUAUGUGUGCCACGCCCCCAACACCACCUUCACAACACUGGUUCAUGUGCUGGCCAAAUAUCAGUUAUCCAUGGUUUUAAAGUUGAGUUGUGGUGGCAUAGCAGUGUUAUGUCCAUGGGCUGGAGGUGUUGGGUGCUUGGCUGUGAUGUCUGCUUCAGGACUGGUCACUCCACCAUUAAGCAACCAAGCCAGCAAUAAAGAGUCUCGAUAUACAGAUCCUCAUCUUCUCAAAUUCGUGGCACAAACAGUGGAAAAAUGUUUAAAUGGUGCUCCACCUCACACCAGUGGGGAGCCAAGUACCACCACAAAGAGGUUUUCUGCAAAUCAGACAGAGCGGUGGUUUAAACCUCUUGAUGCAUGUAGUGACUCCAUAAAGCAGAUCAGAAAAAAGAGGGUGAACAGGAUAGAACGAAAAGCCAUGCAAGAACGUCUCCAAAAAAGAUAUCGACCCCAGAUCCCACGACCUUUGGCUACUGGGGAGAUAGGCCCAUUAGAUCUAGUUGACAUAACACAACCUCCAGCUGAUCCUGCACCUGCAGCCAAACCCACUAUGUCAAGAGCACAGCAAUUAGUCAAAAAGAGCCAUAUUGUAACUGCACAGCAAAAAGUUAAGGAACAACGUGCAGAAGAGGAAGAAAGGGUUCAGGCAACUGAGCGACGAGCUGCACAAGCAUCGGAACGUGCACGGAAGAGUCAGGCACUCGAGUCACAAGUUCUAAAUACAGUAUCAAAUCCCGAGGACACAGAGGAACUAGUGCAAUCACUGUUGUGUUUACGUGAUGGUGAGGAAAUGGAGACAGACAUUUUCACAACAGCUCAGACCAUCAUAAAUCUUACCUUGUUGCAUGUUAAAAACACCAGUGGAACAAAUAUGGAGGAAGGGUUACGUAAGGUUUUAGGAAGUGGAGUUUUGCAGACAACCGCUGAAAUUAGUAAUAGAGAUUCUCCUGAUGUUCAAAUUCAUCAGUACAAGCUACAGACUUUAUUACAUCUGGAGCUGCUCUGGGUUUUAGGGUAUUCAUCAUUAAUGAACAUAAAUGAUGAUAAUGAAGAAGAAGAAAGUCGGAGCAGCAGUAUAAGAGAAUAUCAUGUAGAGGAAAUCAUGAAAAUGUUACGUGCAAUAUCUCUGCGUUACAACCCAGCUACCAUGGCCUCCUUCCUCCAGGAGACAGUCCUUGACAAUUACAUAGAGACAAUGGGUGAAUUGUUAGUGGAAAUCUAUGAAGAACUGAACCAGCCCUUGCCAGAGUGUCUUCGUGUUGUAACUGGGGACAUUGGAUCAGUAGCAGACACUAGACCAUCUUCUGUCAAGUCACAUGGAAGCUCUGUCUUGAGCUACGGGAGUGCACCUGGGUCAGUGGAGAACCCAGGCUCUAUUAAGUCACGAGAAGGCCGCAGGAUGUCUUCCCGUCAUCCGUCCUUGAAGGAAGCCAGUAAACGCAGCAUUGUAGUUCCAAAGGUCACAAGAGCUUUAUCACGGACUGUCAGUGAUCAAUGUAGGCCACUACAGGCUGCUUCAUCAUCAAACAAAGAAGUUGCUGAUAAUAAUAUACGAAAAGUACGACGUUCCCUUUUUGACUUGAGUGAUGGGGCUACAACAAAGCCAAAGUUACAACGGUGCCAGACUUUUGGAGGUGGGUCAGUGUCAGAGCUGAGGCGUAGUCCUCGAAAAAAGCAUAAGAAAUCACUGACUGUUACCCCAAAGAAGAACAGAACGACAAUGGGUCCUUCCAAAAAUUCCUUUAAAACGCCUUCAAAGGGGUCAUUGACACGUGAUAAAGGAUAUACAACUCCAAAGUCAAACAAGGGUGGUGUUCUUGUUCCUGAAACUCCUGGGGAGAAAAUUGGCCAGACCAUAUUUAACAAACACCGAAUUCUCAAGAGCACCGGUACAACACUUGUUGUUGAAAGUCCUGAUGUCAAAAGAGUGAGUAAAUAUACACCUCGCAGGCUACGAGCAAGCCUGACUGUCACCCGCAGAAAUUCCUUCUACUCAGGAGCACGCUCUCGUAACUGGGAACGAGCCAAGACUCAGCUUUUAGCAGACCGCUUUCGUGGACAUUCUGAUAGGCGCAGUUUAGAUUUAACUACUAUCCAAAAUGUAGGUAAUGCCAACUUUCUCUUCUCUGAGAUUGUACCAGCUAGUCAGUCCAGUCCACCCAAGAAGGGCAUCUCUAAAAGUGUUGAGGAGAAAAGUUGCUUAACUCCAAAAAGGAAGGUGCUAGACUUUGGACUUGAUGACUGUACCAAGACUACAUUUGAGGAAAGGUUAGAAACAAUGGAAACCUGCCAUAAAGAAGUUGGUGAUAUUUCAAAUUUGUCAUUACCAGUGUUCACCAAUUCCCCUGCAAAGAGCACACGUGCAAAUUUAACAAGAGGUCAUUUAUCUUUAUCUCCUGGACUAGAUUUAAGAAAAACUCCAAUAAAAAAGGUGAGGAGAGCCUUGUCACUGUGUACACCAUCUAAAAUUACUCGAAAAAUAGAUCAGUCACCCGGAAAAAUGUCAAGUUGUAGCUCAUCAAAAGAUAGUGGUGUAAACUCUUUCAAAGGGUUUUUCACUCCCAGUAAAGACAAACUAAGUCAAGGACAAAAUAACUCCAAUGCUGUUUCACUGUGCCAAAGUCCAAACACUCCAAAACAAAAUAAUCAAAGUGUUCAUAAUUCUGAUACUGGUUUGUCAACAAUGACCCCAAGUAAAAGAGUCCAGUUCAGUUUGGCUCUAACCCCAAGUAAAAACAUUAAUCUUGCCAACACUUCUCAAACUCCAAAUAAUAAGGAUGGAUCUUUCAUCUCCAAUCCCCAAACUCCUAAGAGCAUUCUUAAAACUCCAAUGAAAACACCAAGCAAAACACCCCAGAAAAGUUCCUUCCAUAGCUCUGAAAUUUUUGUUCCAGUAGCAAAGGAUGGGAUAAACAACUAUAUCAAGACACCCACGAAGAGUGAGAAAGGUUUAAAUACUCCUUCCAGAAAAAUUAAAUAUUUGUCAAAAUUAAAUGUUGGGGAAGAUCCAGACCUUCUUCCAGAGACUCCUCACACGACUCUGAAAAACAGAUUUUCUCCUGUGAAAUUAGAUGGUAUUGUUUCUUUUACAGAAAAUGAAAUUGAACUUGUAUCCCCAUCAAAGGGAGACAAAGCAUCUUCAAAACCUUCAGUAGUUCUUUUUAAUACACCUUUUAGAGUUCACCCAGUCAAGGAACUCUCAGAGGAGAGCACUCAAAAGAUGGAGAUUGGCUCUACUGCAGCUAAUGAAAACACACCAAACCUUAUAGAUGCAGACCUAUCAAUGGUUCCUGGCAUGGGUCCAGAAGAUGUUGAAAUGAUGAGCUCACUUAUAUUUGGGGAAGAUAUUUACCCAGAUUCUGAAAUAGGAGCAUUUGAAGUAAGUGAAGAUGAUGAGAUUAUGAAAUUUAAUCUUAAUUGCAUCCUCAGUACUCUUUCAAGCCCCCAGAAGAAAAUAGACCAGUCUCCUCUGAAAAUUGGCUGUGACCAAAAUGAAGACUCGCGCAGUUCUCUGCCAGAAAAACAGAUGCCUUUAUUAGACUUGAAUUCCAUUUUUACUGAUCAUACUACACCCAAAAAGGAUCCUAAAUUUGAAAAAGAAUAUUCAGUCAGCCCUGAAAUUUCAAUGGACCCUAAAGUGAGAGCUCAAAUUGAGAGGAGGAACAAAGAAGAUUCCAUGUAUAGUGGUGUUGAUGUCACAGCAACACAGGUAAUAAUGAAGUCACCACAGGUUAAUACUGAUGACAGGAAAACAGAAAGUUCACAUGAUUUCCUUAUCAACAAUGUCUGUGCCAUGAGAAACAGUGAAGCACUGAACCAAAACACUGACAGGAUAUUAAACAAAGGUAAAAAAAAAUUAAUAUUAAACACAGCAGAGGGACUAAUGUCUGCCAGUGAAAGUAACAUGUCAACAUAUCAAGCAAAAAAGGCAAAGCAUGUCGGAGAACCAGAAAAUAAAUUAAAGGACAUGUGCUUAAAAGAAAUGAAGAAAGAUACUUCUACAAGUGAAGCAGAAAAGAAAACCUGUAGGAAGACCAAACUGAGUGUAUCGAAGGAAACAAAACAGAAAAUAUGUAUAGAAGAGGCAGAGGAGGAAAUAAUUUUGAAUAAAAGCCAAGAAAAAGUACUAGUUACAGAAAAUACAACUACUAUUGAGAAGUCAAAGAAAAUCUCUGUAAAAGAAGCAGUAGAGAAAGUGCCCACUCGAGUAGCAGAAAAUGUAUUGUCUAGAAAUGAAUCAAAGAUGGAAGUAUCUGCACAAGAAGGUGAGAAAAUAUUGUCUGGUUGUGGUACUACAGGUAAAAUGUCUAAAAAAAAAUUAGUAAAUAAAGAUGUAAAUGAAGAAAUUCAAGCUGAUGUCACCAACACAGUUAAAAUACAAUCUGAAGGUGUUUCUGCGGAACUUCAUUCUACAAAAGCAGCAAAACGACAUUAUUCUGAGAGUAGUGAUGAGUUAGAGGAAGACAUAAUUCAAGAGAACAUGAGGAAUAAAAGAGUAACUAGUAAUAGAACUGACUUUAAAAAAAGGAGGUUUUCAGAAAGAAUGAAGAAAAGCAAAGAUGCAGAAAAGCAAAGAAACCAGAGAAGUUGUAGAAAACUUAUAACUUCAAUGUGUGAACUUAGUGAUGAUGAUAAUUCUGAUGACGAUGUGUAUUUACAAAAUUGUAAGCUAACACCACAAUAUAAAAAGAGAAUUUUUGAUGAGGAUUCUGAUUUUUUAACUCCAGUAAAAUGUUUUACAGAUACCCCAUUUACAAUGCCUUUGAAAAAUGUUGAAAAUUUACCCAGAAUUCCAUCAAAUGAAUCAGAAGCUUCAUCCUGGCUUGAAGAAUAUGAUAAUACAAAACAAGAAAGUAAUGAUAAAAACAAAAUGGAUAAUAGAUUUCCAACAGGAAAUUUGAGUUCUGAUGAAUGGUGUAAACAGCAAAAAAUUGAUGUGUACCUUUCUCCUGUUGGUAAACAAAUUUCCGCUGUAGAGACGCCAAGCAGAGUUCAUAGAGAUACUAUGACUCGAAGACGACCAGAAACUCCAAAUGAUUGGAAAAUAACUAAACCUAGACGUGAGAAGAGAAAGAUUUCCGAGGUGAAGGGAGAUACGGAGGAUGACUCUAUCAUUAUUGUAAAUGAUAUCAAGAAUAAUAUAGGUGAUAAUGAGACUGUAGUUGAUGAAAAGGGUCAAACAAAGAAAGCUAAAAAGAAGAAAAGAAAGGGAGUUAAGUUAAAGAUUACAAAAAGUGGGGAACAUUACCAAGUUUCAGAAACGAAUAUCUCAAACGAAGGAUCGGAUCAGAACUCGAGUGGUGAUGUAAAAUUGCAUCUUAGUCAAAGUGAUAGUGUUCGUUCAAAUUGUAGCGACAACUUGGACUCCUCGCUUUCUAGCAAUAACUUUGAAACUCCUGUUACAAAGAGGAAGAAAAAGAACCAAAAAGAAAGUGAAUCCUUUAUUACUCCCUACAGAUUUACCCGCCACAUGUCAAGGGAUCUUAGUAUAACUCCGGAAUUUUUCCAAAAACUAAUCACGUUGUCUCCAAAGAAAGAACCUGAUGCAGUUCAUAAUUCUCAAAAACUAGCUGAUGAAUUCUUGGGUAAGAGGAUUGAAUUAGAAAUGAUGCAGGUAAGUAAAGUGGGAACAGACUCUUCCACUGCUCAUUCAGAAUUAGAAAAUGACACAAGCACGGAAGACCAGCCGUGUGCUUCAUAUCCAGAUUGCAAAAGAAACGAAUCUUUAAACAACAUUGCAGAGGGUGAGUGGUCUGUAAAGAGUGUACCUGGGUCACCUACCUUAAAAACUUUCAUCCGUUUACAAAAAGAAAAACAUUCCAUUUUGUUGAGCCCACGCAUAGAGUUGUCGCCCUUACGAGAGGGAAAUAUUGUACCUGUAAAUGGUAUUUCGAACUGCACGAGUUUGGACGACGACUCUGAAAAGAAGAAGCCUUCAGGAAGCAGCAUUUCCCACAAACAUUCAUCACCACUUCAUACAAGUAACAGAAAAAAAUCAAAACUCACCGAUCCAAGUCUCCUUAGUCUAGUUCAUCUUUCAGUCUCCCCAAUUCUCAAUAAUAAUUUGCUGGAAGAAAGAAGCAAUAGUAAAAGUACCUCCAAGUCUCAGGUUAAGCCAAAAUCCAGUAGGAGAUUAUACAGAAACAGAAAUGGUGGUCAUGAUGAGAGUCCUUAACCAUUUUACUGUAGUCAUGUUGUGGGCCAGGAAGGAAGGAAGGAAGGCGAAGUAAAACAUGAUCAUGCUAAACCUCAGUGCAAAAGCCUCUUAUCAGUACCUUUAAGUUAAGUAGAUUUGUUUAUUUAUGGAUUAUUCUUUGUAUUCACUCAUUUAUAAAGUUUAUUUUUUCUUUUCCUUCUUGUGGAGUGGAGAAUAAAAUAUAUAUUUUUCAACAGCUAUCCUGACAUGUUUUGUAAUGUACUUUUGCCAUAUAUGUGUAUAGAGUAGAUUUUUAUUUGUUAAUUUCCAUUUCACAUCACUCAUGUGCCCCAAAAUUGUAAAAUAUUGAAGGGCAGUGUUUCAUCUUAGUAAAAUUUUAUGAAUAAUUAUUUAUUUAAUUUGCUGUAAUGUGUUGUGGUGUAAGUUUGUACUUAUUGGAAUAAAGAAGAUAGUUUUAUCCAUAUAUGAAUAUAUAUAUAUAUAUAUAUAUUUUUUUUAUUGUUUUCAGCCCUUCAGUAUAGGGAGUUUUGUGAGGUCAGUGGUUGUUUUGUAAACAGCCUUGAUAAGCAAUUUUACAAAUGGUACAUACAACUUCUUGUGUGUAUCAUGUAUUUAUCUGCAAGCAAUUCUAUUCAUUUCUUCUGCUAAACUGUAAAAUUUUUCUCACUCUAUCAUUAAUGAUCAUUAUUGAUUUACAGCCAUUUUCCAAACUUGCAUAGAUUAGCCGCAGCUAUCUGAUGGUAUAUCUCCAUGCUGCAUGGUCUCUUGUCAGGUUUCUGACUUAUGUCAUUACCUCUCCCCAUUUAUUCUUGGCCUACCAUGAUGGUUUCUCCCAUAAUGCACAAAAUCAGUUUCGUUUCUGUGUUUUUUGUCCAUAUUAUGUUUUUAUACUAUUUUAAAGUAAUUUUGAAUUUAAAACAAAAAAUAUCAUGCUCUUACGGGGAUACACUUUCUCGAGUAGUUAGCAGUUAAAGGGUUAAAACGGGGUCUGGAAAUUCACAGUCCCCCUAGGACUGGGAGGUAAAAGUUGUGGCUGUCAUAGAGUGCCAGAAUGACCUGCUCACCACUUAUUUGGGCAUAGUUACAAUAAGGGAAAUGUGUCUAACCUCACUACCUGCCACUAACCUCUGUUGGUAAAGGUGUCUUUUUCUAAUUGCCUUUUCAUAUGAAAGCCAAGUGCUCAUUAUUGCAUGUGGGUUUUUGGGCUGGGCUACACAGUUCUAAGUUUUGCAACUAAAGUAAUAGUAUACCAUUUUUACCUUUAUUGCAAGUGUUUUAAUGUGGUAAGAACCUAGCAAGGGGGUAGUUGCUGUAGUAGUAAGGAAGUUGACUGUCUCUUCAACACUUUGUGAUCAAUUUUUCACAAUUUACAGUGCAUAGCCCAGCACUGUUUAUUGUGUGAAGCAUAUGUAGAUGCAGUGUUUUCAUUUUACUGGUUGAGGGUCCUUUAUCUGAAAUCCUUGAGGCCGAUCAUGUUACAGAUUCCAUAAGUUUUCUGUUUUGAGGGGCAUUUUGACAUAUUGGGCUUGGGUCCCUCUGUGUAAGUGGUAUCUCACCCAUAGGGACCAAGCCAAAGUCUAAUUAUUAAAUGCAUUUUUUUCUUUUUAAGGCAUUUUAACUGCAUAUUGAGACAUACAGCCUACAAGUGAAUGUCUAACUUAGUAAAAAUUAUAUCAUCCAUACCAGGAUAUCAAUGAUAUAAAUCUGUGCAGCCAAUUUACAGUGGUAGUUAUAGCAGCACAUCAGGUGUUUACAAACAAAGAAUGACAGAUAUUAAAUUAAACAUUAAUUAUAUCUACAUAAUGUUUCAUUUCUUAGAGAAGUGUUAAAUAAAUUUAAUAUUGCAGGUUUCAUUAAAUGUUUUAAAGAUAUAAGAAAUCAAAAUCAAGAGAAGACAUUUGAUUAGCUGAUGGAGAUGCACUGGCAGUUUUUCUUGCUCUCACUAUAUGGCAGCACCAGCAGGUGCCAUAAUCUGCAAAGGCCAGCAGGCCCAACACUGCACUGUGACUCAAACAUGAGUCACCUUGAAUCUGAACAACUGUAAUUCUGGAAGCAGGUGUUCAUACUCAAGGAGAGUUAAAAUUUCUUAAAAAGUGUUUUGAAAUGAUGGAAUUGGUAUUAAAGCGAGAAAGAGUGU